AUUUUGCAGCGGUUCGAUUGGGAUGGGAUCUUAUUUAUGAUAUCAAAUUCCGUCUGGGCGGGCUACCGCUGAGUUUGGAAUUUGGGGGUUUUCUUUAUUUCUUUUAAUUUUUGUCCCGCCGUAUAAACUCUCAUCGCAGGCUCCCCCCAACCCUUCGGGUUUUGGCGCCUCUGCGACGCGUUUCAAAUUCAUCUUCUCAGUUCUCUCUCUCUCUCUCUCUCCAGAGUCCAGACUUUUGGAUAGCAGCGGCUGGCAUGGAGCAGCAGAGAAACCCUAAGAUGGGUCAAGUACAUGAAGAACCCGAGGAGGUGCAGCAUGGCCCCUUCCCCGUUGACCAACUUCAGGCAUCGGGUAUUGCUUCCAUUGACACAAAGAAGCUUAAAGAUGCGGGUCUCUGCACUGUUGAAUCUAUUGUGUACACUCCAAGAAAAGAUAUUCUGCAAAUAAAGGGAAUCAGUGAAGCUAAAGUUGAUAAGAUCAUUGAAGCAGCCUCCAAACUAGUUCCUUUGGGAUUCACCAGUGCCAGCCAACUACAUGCCCAGAGGCUUGAAAUCAUUCAGAUAACAUCUGGAUCUAGAGAACUUGACAAGAUCUUGGAAGGAGGCAUUGAAACGGGAUCUAUAACUGAAAUAUAUGGUGAGUUUCGCUCUGGGAAGACUCAGCUGUGUCACACCCUGUGUGUCACUUGCCAACUUCCACUAGAUCAAGGGGGCGGUGAAGGAAAAGCAAUGUACAUUGAUGCCGAGGGCACAUUCAGGCCACAGAGACUUCUACAGAUUGCCGACAGGUUUGGACUGAAUGGAGCUGAUGUUUUGGACAAUGUGGCCUAUGCUAGAGCUUAUAACACUGAUCACCAAUCAAGACUUUUGCUUGAAGCUGCUUCAAUGAUGGUUGAAACCAGGUUUGCUCUUGUGAUAGUGGACAGUGCUACUGCACUCUAUAGAACAGAUUUCUCUGGAAGGGGGGAACUUUCAGCCAGGCAAAUGCAUCUUGGAAAGUUCCUAAGGAGUCUUCAAAAAUUGGCAGACGAGUUUGGCGUAGCUGUUGUUAUUACAAACCAAGUGGUUGCCCAAGUGGAUGGUUCUGCCAUUUUUGCUGGGCCCCAAAUCAAGCCUAUCGGUGGUAAUAUUAUGGCUCAUGCUACCACAACAAGGCUUGCUCUGCGGAAAGGAAGGGGGGAGGAACGCAUUUGUAAAGUAAUAAGUUCUCCUUGUUUAGCUGAGGCUGAAACAAGGUUCCAAAUAUCUGCCGAAGGAGUGGUUGAUAUCAAGGACUGAUCCAUUUAAACCUUUGUAAUUUGUAGAACUUUAUCUAAGGCCUGUUUGUUCAUCACAGCUUGUUACCGUACCCAUGAAUUGGGGGUCUAAGUUUUUGGUUUACGAUUGAAGAGGUAUGUCCAAAAAUUUCAAGGGCAAGUCUAUGGUGGGUUUUUCUUGACUGCUGGUAGGUUUGGCUGUCUGGUUUGUAAUGUUUUAACAGAAACUGUCAGUCAAUUACAUGAAUAUCAGAAGUUUGAGAAGGUA
This is a messenger RNA of Malania oleifera, 1523 nucleotides long. Its product is annotated as DNA repair protein RAD51 homolog. Lineage: Eukaryota; Viridiplantae; Streptophyta; Magnoliopsida; Santalales; Ximeniaceae. Gene Ontology annotation, cellular component: condensed nuclear chromosome. The transcript is spliced from 9 exons. Bases 255 to 1277 code for a protein of 340 amino acids. Gene Ontology annotation, biological process: mitotic recombination; DNA strand invasion; DNA recombinase assembly. Gene Ontology annotation, molecular function: ATP binding; ATP hydrolysis activity; ATP-dependent DNA damage sensor activity. The record is from RefSeq and is a predicted model, not a curated record.